Tetrahymena thermophila SB210 is the source of this 1998-nucleotide messenger RNA. RefSeq lists its product as hypothetical. The record is from RefSeq and is a predicted model, not a curated record. The transcript has 8 exons. Lineage: Eukaryota; Ciliophora; Oligohymenophorea; Hymenostomatida; Tetrahymenidae.
AUGAUUAACAAAACUGACAGCUAAAAAAGAUUCAUUUAGUAGUGUGCACAGUAGUAAAGAUAAGCUUCAGGAAAGAGGUACAAAAAUGAAAGCUCAAUGAAAGAUAUCCUUAAUUGGAAUGUUGGAGAUACUACUACAACAAAAGAUUUUAAAAAAAAGACACUUAACAUAAGUCAUGAACAUGAAUUUAACAGAUUCUAAUCAAAAAUUAAAAAGUCACCUUCAAAGAGCAUGACUACAGAGUUUUAAGAUAACUUUAGAGGGUAUGUUUAUGUCCCUGAAGAGAAAGUAUACGUGCCUGCGUUGGCAUAAUAACAAUUAGAGUAUUUAGAACAACCAGAUUACAUACCUGUACCUCCUCCUUAAUAAAUAAAGGAACCUUAAAAAGUAUAUGAACAAGCUGAAGUUGAAUACGAAAAAAUAAAAAAAGGUACUUAGUAUAAAAGUUUUUAUGGAAAACUAAAGACUCAAAAUAAAAAGGAACUUUAUGAUAUUUUAUAUGAUAAUUUUGUAGAAAUUUAUCCAAAAAAAAUAAGUUAUAACACAAAGAUCCCAAGAAGAGACUUGUAUCACGAGGAGAAUUAUGAUGAAUAUUAGUAAGAAACAUCAUAAUUUAAUGAAUAAGAUUAAGAAAGGCUAGAGAAUUUAUAAUACUAAUAAAAAGAAGUAGAAUAGCAAAUAGAUGAUAAUUUUUAACAGCUAUAAUUAUAAGAAUAGUUGCAAAAAGAAUAGAAUUUAGUUCAUUUAUAAAGUGAGCUCUAAAAUCUUUUAAUUUAAUAGAAAAAUCUCAGCCAAGAAAUUGAAUAACUUGAAAGAGCUUAAGGCUAAGGAUUCAAAUCUUACUAACCUAAAGCCGUUAUACCAGCAGAUGAAAAUAGAUUAAAAUAAAGGGAAAAAAGAAUUUAAAAGUUUGCUGAAAACUCAAGACAAUUACCUAAUUCAGCUUUUACUACUUAUUAUGGUAAACCAGCUUUUGAGAAUUAUGGUAAUGCCAACAUAAAAGACAAGAAUUAGGCAUUUAUCAGUGGAAAUUACUUAAAAUCCCACAACAUAAAUCCUCACAGAGGUGAAACGUAACCAGAAUACGAAUAAACAUUUUAAAAUGCAAUAAACCUAGGCAAAGAAGAAGCAAUUCCACACCCUCCAAGGCACCGUUUAGAAGAAAUACCAACUAAAAAAUAAUUAGAUUAUAACAGGAAAAAUAACCCCUUCUAUCCAUAAUAAAAUGAAUUAUUAAAUUAAUCUAUUAAAAACCAAGUAUUUUGCUCAAGCAAUAUCAAAAAAGUUCAUCCUUUACUGAGAUAAAAAGAAGAUGCUAACUAAAUUGUUAUCCAUAAUCAUGCCUAAAAUACUUAAUAAAAUACACAAUAUUCCUAAUAACAGCUUUAAAAUUAAUAGAAAAAUCUACAGAAUUCUUCAUAAAAUAUUCAGAAUUAGCAACAAAAUUUGAAAUAAUAAAGCAUGUAGUAAAAAAAGCAAUAAAAGCAAGUAUAAAAUAAUCAAAUCUUAAUUCAAGAAGAAGAAGAUGAUGAAGAAGUCUAAAAUUAAGACAGAUCACCAUUGCUACCAGAGCCUCAUCCAUCUGUUGAGUCAGAAAAUCUUAGCUAACAAAAUCUAAUUUUUGAGAAUUCAUAAUAUAAGUAAAGUGCUAAUAACUUUACUGACUCUCAGUUACUUUAAAAACGCUAGUAAGGUUAAAUGGAGUAAUUCCAGAAGAAAAAAGAAAAGUAAAAUUUAAUUGUAACCAAAGUAACAGAUACACCUCAAAUAGAUCAAAUUACUUAUCAGACAAGAGUUGACUAUCCGAUUGAUGCGAUGAACCCGCCUUAGGGAUAUCUUUUCUCUAUGCACGAAUGUGAACUUAAUCCUCAAUAUUAUAAAACUAUCAACAAAUAAUGGUUAAACAGAAUACCUUAUGCAGGAAAAAAAGCUUUAGUUUAAGAAGACCUUUUUGAAAUAUUAUAGCAUCAACCUCUUGGAUAAGACCCAGUGUAUUGA